ACAGAAUAAAAUAUAAUCCAUCCAUCGGUAAAUGAAAUCCCAAUGGUUCAACGCAGUUGUUUUGUAAUUUGUAUUGUACAACAACAGAAACAAAAUUGUCGAAUUGAUUCGAUUUGAAUGAAUUGCUUUGUGAUGAAAUCACAUUUUCUAGAUUGUGUUAUUGCUUUCAUGUUUUUAAAUUAAUUUAGUUCUCGCUGUGAUAUCAAAAACAACAUGCACUCAUAUUACUUAAUUUUUACCUAAAAUGAGUGACGCCGAAGUGUCGGAAAGCAAAUGUGUUGACUUCGAUCCAAUUUUGCCCGAUACGGGUGUUUUGUUUUAUGAGGAAUGCCCGUCAGACUACGAGAUUGAAAAGCCUAGAUUACUACCACUAAAGACUAAUACGCAAGUACGAUUUGAGCAGCUACAACACGAAGCAGCGAGAGUGUGGCGCGAGAAGCAGAAAACUGCGAAGAAAAACUAAAUAACCCAGGACUGUCAACAUGUAUUCAUUAUUCGUGAUAGAGUUGAUAGCCGCCUUUAUUUUGGCGGCGACGCUGCUGUACAGAUAUGGGGAUUGUUAUAGGAAUCACAUAAUAGUGACCGUGUCGGUUCUAAUAGCAUGGUACUUCUCGUUUGUUAUAAUGUUUAUCUUGCCAUUGGAUAUAACUUAUACUAUCCAAAGAUCUCAAGAAAAUGUGACACAACUCGGCAAUGAAUCCACUACCCUAGCUCCACCACUCAUCGACCCUGACCAGCAGUCUUGGAAGAACAUAUUCCCCAACCUCUGGAGAGUGGUGUACUGGACUUCACAAUGUUUAACUUGGCUAAUAAUGCCAAUGAUGCAAUCAUACAGCAAGGCCGGUGACUUCACAGUUAAAGGCAAACUUAAGUCGGCUCUCGUGGACAAUGCCAUAUACUACGGGUCAUACCUGUUCAUUUGCGGCAUCCUCCUCAUUUACAUAGCUCUGAAGCCGGAUGUGCAUCUUGACGGACCUAAAAUAAAGGCUAUAGCGUCCUCAGCAAGUAACACAUGGGGUCUGUUCCUUCUGAUCCUGCUACUCGGGUACGCUCUGGUGGAAGUGCCCAGGAACCUAUGGAACAACUCCAAGAAGAACUACACCCUGACAUACACGUACUUCAAGAUUGCCAAGCUUAGCACUGACAAAUGUGAAGCGGAGGAGACUGUCGAUGAAAUAUUGGAUUCUCUAAACUCGGUGAAUUCCGCGGUCGGUUCCGGCCACCCGCUACAACGUCACGUGGAAACCAUCAUACUGAAGUUGCCAGUCCAACUGAGAGAUAGGCUAAACUCGAGGCAACCUUCAGAAAGGUCUACACCGCCAUCUAUGAGCUCACUCGUGAACCUUCAUAAAAAAACGAUCAAAGCUCUCCACGUGCUACAACGCACUGAGACCCAAUGGGGUUUGAUGUUGGAAAGGGUGUUCCACUUGGAGGACGUGGCUUCGAACCUGCGCUCGCCGGACCCUCGGUUCCAGCACUCGUUCCACACGCCGCGCCCGAGGCUGCAGAGGAUACUGUACCCCCCCAUGGUUGAAUGGUACUGGGAAUGCUUCCUGAAGCCGUACUUCCUGAAAAGCAUGGCGGUCGUGACCUGCAUAAUGUCGGUGGCUGUGGUGUGGUCAGAACUGACCUUCUUCUGCAAGAAACCAGUGCUGUCGAUAUUCGCCAAUAUUGUCAUAGCGGCGAAGUACAACUGCAAUUACGCGGCUAUUGUGACGAUAUCAACCAUCAUUAUUGCAUACAUGUUCUACUGCGCAUACUCCACCGUGCUCAAGAUUCGUCUUCUAAAUCUUUACUACUUAGCGCCUCAUCAUCAGACUAACGAAUAUAGUCUCAUAUUCUCCGGGAUGUUAGUCUGCAGGCUCACACCGGCUAUGUGUCUAAACUUCUUAAGUCUUAUACAUAUGGACUCUCAUGUCAUUAAAGAAAGAAUCAUGGAGACUUAUUAUACUCAGAUAAUGGGCCAUAUGGACGUGCUGGGCAUAAUAGCUGAGGGCUUCAACAUCUACUUCCCGAUGCUGGUGGUGCUGCUGUGCCUCGCCACGUGGCUGUCGCUCGGCAGCCGGCUGCUGUCGCUGUGCGGCUUCCAGCAGUUCGUGGGCGACGACGAGCUCGCCGCCGACCUCGUGGACGAGGGCCGGGAGAUCGUCAAGAGAGAGAAACGUAAACGCCAACGCGCCGAAGAGGCGCUGUCGCGCCGUCGCGAUUAUAACGAGCGGUUCGCCAGCUACCGCGCUCGGGACAAACAGGACGGAGCCCACACGGGCCUUUUGAACGACGUCGACUCAGAUUACUACGUCACCCCGAGUCCUGAAAGAAGCGCCAGUGGGGGGUACCAGCGAACGGAGGGGUAUAACAGGUCCAAUUUGACGCUCGAAGACGAAAUGGACCAGCGCUUUGGGGAGAGCACAUUACCGACUAUUAGGCCGGAUAGGAAUAAGAUGACGAUGCCGCCGAGAGGUAUCUUCGAUGAUGUUUAAGCUGCAAUGUAAAUUGUGUGCCUGAAAUUAAGAUAAAAUACACCCAGAGCCAACGAAGGCCGAACGAACUUUGAGACAAAUUCGUUAGCUCUUAGAGUCUUCUGCGAUAUUUGUUGUAUGUUUUCUAACAUCAAACAAAAAAUUUAUACACAUUCUGUAUGAUGUUUAAUGUGAAUAUAGGCGUUGGCGUACGCUAAACCGCCCAAACACGCCCAAAGAAAGUCAGCGAACCUUAUUCGUUGGCCUUAGUUGGCCCUGUGUGUGCGCAGCGCAUGCCGAAGACCGGACAAGGUGGAGUGAAAUGUCGGAAAGCUGAAGCUGGGCCUAGAACCGAAGCGGCCAUAUUUUAUUGCCUCUCACCAAAUAUGAUUCAAUUCUGCGUAACACAAAUGAUUAAUAGAAUUUAGUGCAAUUUUGAAUACUUAAAUAACUCACCUGCGCUUAAUUAUGUGGAAAAAGCCAAGUUAAUUAAGUUGCCUUAAAUGCGAGAUAUCCCUAGAAAUUUUAUUUGUGUAAUUUGUACAAGGCAUUUUACCAUGGCACUACCAGUUGCUUUGAAUUAUAUACUAUAGGAAAAUACUAAUAGUGCUACAGUCAACGUGAAUUGUAAACUCAUCAUAAUACUACUAUUUGAAAGAUUUCUUGUAAGAUUUUUAUCUUUUAGGGGAACGUAACAUUCAUAAUAUUUUCCCGGAAAUUAAUGCUCGUUUUCACCAACGAUUCCUAAGUUUAAAGAGUCACCUAAGCAGCAUUUAGGGUUUGACAAAAUUUCAAAUUUCUAACAUCCUACUUACUAUUAUAAAGGCAAAAGUUUGUAUGGAUGUAUGGAUGUUUGUUACUCUUUCACGCAAAAACUUCUGAACCGAUUACCAUGAAAUUUGGUAUGUAGGUAGCUGAAGACCCAGAAUAACACAUAGGCUACUUUUUAUCCCAGAGUUCCCGCGGGAUUGAUAGGGUUUCCAUGCGGACGAAGUCGCGGGCGGCCUCUAGUCUUUUUAUAAUUGUAUAUGAAACUGUAACCAUAGAUUAUGUUUACGCUUGCGAAUGUUAUUCUUCCUGACAGUUGACACAUGGUUCAGUGGAUUGAAAUUAACAUCAGAAGAUUACGAUAUGUAACUAACUUCUCUUCGUCAUAGAGAUGACAUCGCCGUUCUGAUAUUGGAUUUUAUUAAUUUUGCUCAAAAAUAAAUCUAUUAAACAAUCUUAAGAUAUUGUAUAGAUCCAGAAAAGUGAAAUGAAGAAACGGUUAUUUAUGUUUUGGUUCUUGAAAAAAAAGUGUAGUGUCGUAAAUUUACGUGACCCCUUAAAUUUUCCCUUAAACUGUUUUGAACAUUAUUUGUCACUUUGAAAGAUAAAGGUAUUUACUAAUCGUCACUUACACCUAGCGUGAAAAAAUAUAGUUAGGUAAUAAAUACUUAGUUAAGGACUUGAGUUGGGACUCGUUGGUAAAAACGGGCACCAGUAUCCCUAAGAUAACGCCAUUUUGUUCUAAUAUAAUAAUCACGCAUAAAUAUUUCUUGUGACACUAUUAUACGUAACCAUUUUAAAUGUUAUUAUUGUUAUUUAAGGUUGUCCGGCAUUAAGUUUUAUCGAUCUUAAUAUUUUUUAUAUCUAAAAGCUACUUUUUAACCGACUUCAAAAAAGAAGGAGGCUCUCGAUUUGAUGGCGUUGUUCAAUAGGCAGAUAAAAUAUUACAUACAUAUAAUCACGUCUAUAGCCUUUGCAAGGUAGACAGAGCCAACAAACAGUCUUGAGAUGGAGAUGAACGACGAAGAUUGGGAUGAUUCGAUGAACGAGAUGGGUGGUUCUAUUCUUUUUUUUAAUUGGUGCCGGGAACCACACGGCACAGAUAAAAUAUUUCAGAUUAAUUGCAAUAGGGCUAAAGAAGAGAGCAUUGUCUAUUAUAUUUUUUCGCUACUGCUUCAUUAUUUUUGUUUUUGGUCGUAUGCGACUUAUCUAUCACAAAACAUUUAUCUGCCUAUUGAAAAACUAGCUUCUAUUAACAUAAUUUUAAAUAUAAUAGAUGUGUUAGUGAACUAGAUUUGAUAGCUGUUUUAGAUAAUAAUAACUUAUAGAUAUCAUAGUCACGAGAGGCCUUUGUAGCGUUCAGGGCCCUUUAGUUCAUUUAUUAAUUUAACAAAUAGGUAACUAUAUGAAGUAAUAUUAUAAAGAAUUGUAAAUAAGCCAAGUGUAUGACUGUGUAUAUUUAAUGUGUUAUUUUGUACAAAAUGCUUCGUCCGUUAUGUUUAAGUAUUGUAUAUUGUAAGCUUUGUAUGUUUUUUUUGUAUAUUACCUGCCAUGCAGUUAUCAAAAAAUAAAUGGCGGGUUUUCAUUUAGAUUGUAAUAUAAUGUAAUAUUCAGUAAGACGGUGUAAAGUGUAAUUUUAAAUAGAGCUUAUAUUAAAUUAUUUGUAGAAGUGCGAAACUAUCACGGUCAAUUGUUUAGUAUCGAUAACAAUUAUUAAAUUAAUGGGAGCAUUAUACUUUAGAGGCACAUAUGAGUAUAUUUAAUAAAAUCAUUGCGACAACUAAGAAUUUGCACCAAAAAUGAUUGGGCUAGAAAAGUACAAAUAUACAGACAAUAUCGACGAAAAGUCUCAACAAUGUAACUUAGUACUCCGUUUAGCUUUCGCACGAAAAGACAAAAAAAUAAGCAAAUUCGUUAGCAUUCUUGAAGCUACAAAAUUAACUAAUUGUCCCUUCUAGCCUGAAUAUAAAAAUUUUCUAACAAAAUUCAUACUUUUAAUUAUUCGCUUUCUUUAGCAUUAAAUAUUAUACUAUUUAUAUAAUGGGUUUGGUGUCGGGCAUAAUAUUUAAUGUUAGCUAAUAUUAUUUAAAUAAUUAAUAUAUUAUGCAAGUGUUAUAAUUGUUUCAUUCCAUAAGAUUUAUUUGAUGCGAUUGCAUUAAACGGAUGUGAUAUAA
Messenger RNA from Amyelois transitella, 5401 nucleotides. Its product is annotated as LMBR1 domain-containing protein 2 homolog. The coding region runs from base 483 to 2480 and encodes 665 amino acids. NCBI's taxonomy places the organism in Eukaryota, Metazoa, Arthropoda, Insecta, Lepidoptera, Pyralidae. The record is from RefSeq and is a predicted model, not a curated record. Gene Ontology annotation, cellular component: membrane. The transcript has 11 exons.